Leucoraja erinaceus (little skate) is the source of this 1708-nucleotide messenger RNA. It is a transcript of the gene ccdc25, whose product is annotated as coiled-coil domain containing 25. The record is from RefSeq and is a predicted model, not a curated record. Lineage: Eukaryota; Metazoa; Chordata; Chondrichthyes; Rajiformes; Rajidae. Bases 55 to 681 code for a protein of 208 amino acids. The transcript has 9 exons.
ACUUCCUGGUCACCCUGUGUAACGACAGCUGGCGCUUGCUGUGCUGCGGUAGAAAUGGUUUAUUAUUUCACCAGCAAUGUGGAAUCUUCACCAUAUACAAUAUACAUGGGAAAAGAUAAAUAUGAAAAUGAGGACCUAAUCAAGUAUGGAUGGCCAGAAGAUGUAUGGUUUCAUGUAGAUAAAUUAUCUUCAGCUCAUGUAUACCUUCGAUUAUACAAGGGGCAAAUGAUUGAUUCCAUCCCAAAGGAAGUACUAAUUGACUGCGCUCAGCUAGUUAAAGCUAAUAGCAUUCAAGGAAGCAAAAUGAACAAUAUAAAUGUUGUGUACACUCAGUGGUCUAAUCUAAAGAAGACUGGUGAUAUGGAUGUGGGACAAAUAGGAUUUCACAGGCAAAAAGAGGUAAAGGUAAUUGCAGUAGAGACAAAGAUAAAUGAAAUUUUAAACCGAUUGGAGAAGACCAAAAAUGAAAGAUUUCCAGAUUUGGCAGCUGAAAAGGAAUCUAGAGACCGUGAUGAGCAAAAUGAAAGAAAGGCGCAAGUUCAAGAAAUGAAGCGAAAGGAGAAGGAGGAGAUAAAAAGGAGAAAAGAAAUGGAUGACCUUAGGAGCUAUUCUACCCUUAUGAAAUCUGAAAACAUGAGUAGCAAUCAGGACUGUGGUUACGACUCUGAUGAUUUCAUGUAAAGUCCACUAACUGCUAAAAGAUAGACAUUUUAAAUUGGAGGAUUUUCAGGCCUGCCAAAAUCCCUUUUGCUUUUGACAUCUGCUUGAGGGACAAGUAUCUUUUUGGAGUAUCAAGAUGUUUGCCUUGUCCUGUGAUCUUCUAAGAGGAAAAUGAAACUUGUAAGCAUUUGUUCCAUUCAAUUGAAUUUCAAAUGGGCAAAUUCAAUUUUGAUGAGCUUGGUAUGUAUGGAUGCUUAUUUAGGAGAAUGGCUUAUUGCUGGAAACACUUUUGCUGGAAUUUUUAAAUACCGAAAACAUGAACUAUUAAAAUAAUGAAGUCUCAUUCAAGAAAAAUGUCAAUUUUUGGGGGGCAAUGUCCACAAGAUAUUUUGUACUGGGCACAAAGCUAAAGUGAAAUGUUUUCUUUGAGGAAGUCUUCUGAUCUUCUACUUGAUUAUGCUUAAUAGUCAAAUAGAUACAAUGCUGAACGUAACCUACUGAAAUCAUACUGCAUUUAUGUAAAAAGUAUAAAUGUACCAUUAAUUAUAAAUAUCAGGAUAUGAAAAAGAAUGUGUCCUAUAGCUGAAAUGUUCAUCUGUCAUUGAUUAAUCGAUAUUGGUUAACUUGAUGGCUUUCAAUAUUUUACUUAAAUGUAUGCUUUUCUAAGUUACUGAGGAAUUAAUAUUCUCCGGACUAACGCUUCUUGUCAUAGAAUCAGUACAUUUGAUGCAUGCGCUCUUCCCCUCCACAGUAGAAGACUUAUUGUGGCAAGACUGCACCUGAUCUUCAUCCUAUGAUAUAACCAUGUGUUACAUGGUACAUGCGUUGCAUCUUAUUUUAACUCUUGUUCUGUUGAACCUAACUCGGGGCUAACGGUUACAAGAAUGAUCACCCAAAACGAAACUAUUUUGAGAUGUAUUUGAUCUUUCCUGGUGUUAAUUGGUUGUUGGGUUUCUUCCACAAAAUUCCAGCAGCUUUUCAUGGAUGUUUUGUGAUUCAAUAGAUCAUAGAGAAACCCUAGCCCAAUUUUUUGGGGGGGCAUUAAGGC